AUGAUGGAAGAGCUGGAAGACCAUGAAACAGAUGGACAGGAAGAGAACGAUAACAGCGACAGUGACAGUGAUGUGACAGUGUUACCUCCUGAUCCUAGUGCGAAGGUUGAAGAUCAACCCAAGGAGCAAAAUCUGUUGCAAAGAGCAGCUGAUACGGUUUUUAAUCUGGUCAAGAAAUUCACUGGAAAUGGGCAUGAUAACAAGCAAGAUAAGGAAGGAGACGAUAGUAAACUCGGCGCCCAAGACAAUAAAAUGACUGCUUCUGAGAAGGAAUCCCAAGGUGAAAGCCUGGGAAAAAUUGUCACUCUUGUUGGUCAUGAAGAGCUCAACGAAAAUUCACAAAUGAGUGGUGACAAUGCCUGUAUAGUAAAGCAAGGUCACAGUCGUGAUAGAAAUGCUUCACAAGGAAAAUGUGUGUCUGGUAAUAUAAGCCAUGAAGAUAGUCCACCUUGCAGCAAAGCAGAUAACGAGGGAGAGACUCGUACAUGUAGCCCUGCUCCGUCAGCAUGCCAGUUGUUUGCUCAGGUAUUGGGGCACUACAGUCUGGGGUGUUUUGUGAGACGAAUACUGUUUUCAAAGAAUGAAAACUUUACAGUAUCAAUGAAUUUAGCCACGAGUGGUGAUUACAAGCGAAAUUUAAUUGUAGCUCAUGAAAAAGAUAAAGGUGAAUCUUAUGAAAAGAAAGAAAGUCAAGACCAAGAGAACGUUCCUGCAGAACAGGCUGGAGAGCCAUCUAAUGCUGACAACUCAGAAGAGAAGAGUGCUGAAUUAGAUAUCGUAGACCAAGAAUUCUCUGUUAUCAUUCCUGAAAUGUCCUCCAGCGUUCUGAAAAUAUCAAAUGAAGUUACCAGCUCAGGCGCAUCGGGAGUCUCAGAAUAUGUUGACCCUUUGCCUGGAGUUUUGCAGCCUAGCGAGUCACUAAACAUUUUCGUCUCAGAGAAUGAGAAGAAGAGGGAAACUGAUGACAAAACCCCUUCAUUACCAGAAGUGUCAGUUGUUACGUCCUUACCCUUAAAUGCCACUCUGCCGGCUUCUUCGUCUGCGGUACUUAAAAGUUCCCAAGUGCCACUAAUUAAGGAUUCUUUUGUUGAUGUUCCACAAGGUGAAUCCAAGUUACACGAUCAGCAGGAGUUAAAUUUACAACUUGUACAAAGCAUUCCUGACAGACCGUCAACUGUGUUAGGAAGUGAACAGGCACACUCUGUGACAAAAGGCACUUCUCAACAGCCAUUGCCUUUGAAUGUGAAGGAUAUAAGUUUCCAAAGAUGAAGAGAAAGUAGAAGACAAUGUAACUGUUACAGAAUGCAAAGGUCAAAUUCAAUUCACAUUAUGUCAGAAUCUUCUCCAGAUAUUGACGUCUUGGAGACAAAACUCGCUGACAAAGAUGGACGAGAGGGGUACUGCUCAAUUACCUGAAGAGGUACAUUUAGAAAAAGAGCCUAUACAUAGUGCCAGUGAAGCGUCAGAAUCAACCAAAGCAACUGAUUUUCAAGGAUAAAUUUAGAACCAGUUACAACAGAAGGUGAAGGAUUGAAACCAGAUUUGGACAACCAGGAGCCGGUUAUUGAAAAAGCACCAAAUCGACAUCCAAAAUGUUGGAAUCUGAAAAUUAAUGUGGAUCAAGUUAUUCAGCCUACCAUUCCUCCUAGUAUUGACAUUACUGACACUUCAGACCCUGUUCUUCCAUUACCAGCUCCUCCUGUUAUUGGAGACACAAGCUUGCCUAGCCAUGAGUUUUCAACUGCAGCAUCGUCAGCAGAAGCUACUCUUGAUACUUCAAUCCUCAGCAAAGCUCAACAAGCCGCUGUUUCUUCUUCAGCUGGACUAUCGUCAGGGGUCGGGUCAGGAGGGCAGAAGGAAUCCAUAUUUGUUCGUCUUAGUAACAAGAUCAAGGUUCUGGAACAGAAUUUGAACAUGAGUACCCUGUAUAUGGAACAGCUGCAUCAGAGGUAACUUUUGCAAUUUAAUCUCUUCAAUCUCUCGUUGAUACAAGUGGUUACAGCACCAUGUUCUCUUUAAAGCUUUAUUUGUGUGGGCCCAGGCUCCGGCCCCAAAAGGGAAAAGGCGGAAAAAAAAAAAAAUCAGCAAAUGAAGUGGUGGAAAUGACCUUUCCCACACCCCAGUCCAUGUUUUUUUUUGUUGUAGUUGUAGUUGUUGUUGUCUUUUUCUUUUUUUGGCUGUUUUGCCCUGUUUUUUGCCUUUUCCUCCACUAUGGAGCCUGGUCCCAGGCUAAAGCUACACGUACAUGUACAACCUGAUGGACAAAACUCUUUAGAUGGUUCCUUCUAUUAAUUUUUUUGAAUUACGCGCUACAUUACCAUCUCCUCUAAACAUCUAAUAAAAUUACCCCAACCCCUCCCCUAUUCAAUAGUGGUUGGCCUUUAAACCAGUGUAUAUAAUUCUGGGCCCAGUUGUUCAAAGGCGAUUAGCACUAAACCCAGGGUUAAAUUUAACCCGAGUUUCUUUUUUUUUUUUCAACAUUUUCUCAGAUAAUUUGCUCUGUUGUUUUAAGACCAUCCAAAUAUCAACUUGUUGACAAAAAAAGAAUUAAACUGAAUUUACUUUUUAAGCUUUCAUAUCUGGAUUCAUAUUUCGCACUAACCCUAGGUUAUCUUAACUCAGCUUUGAACAACCUGGCUCUGUGUCCGGUUCCUGAAAGGUCGAUUAGCGCUAAGCCAGGAUUAAAAUUUUGUUCCAUUUUUGUAAUUUACCUUCCUACGUGUUGUAGAGUAACCUUUUGUGUUAUCAUUACUGUAUCUCGGGGUAAAGGCUCAUGCAACAGUAUUUUUUUUUAGCUCGAGUUGCAUGUCCUUAGACAAGAAAACCUUGCUUAAAACUAGGCUUAAUCCUGGGUUAAACUUAACCAACUUUCGAGGAACCAGGCCCUGGUAUUACUCAAAAAAUUGUUGGAAGAGAGGAAGGGGGAGUAAGACAAUUAAUUUAAGCAAGGGGUUUCAUUUUUAGUCCGAAUGACAGAAAAAAUAGGUCUUUUUCAACUUUUAUCAACCGGUUUUAGAUCACAGUUGUAGCUGAUCUCCAAAAGCGUUUACCGUAGUACAUGACCAGAGUGAAAUAAAAGUAGUUUAGAGUUCUCGGAGAAAGUGCUUAGGGACAAUCUCAUAACUUCGUAUCUUUUUCCUUCCUUCUUCAAAGAAGUUAUGUUUAUGUAGCCUGAAAUUCAGACGUUACUGAGGGAGUAAAAACGACUCAAAAUAGUUGUCUGAAAUUCAGGCUUAUGUUUAAGGUCAUUGCGAAGAUUCUCCUCCCCCCACCCACCCUCUUUUUUUUUCUGGGGGUGGGGGGGAGUUAAACAGGUUUAAAUCUUCAGAACCGAGCUUGUGCCUUGUGUCUUUUCUUGUUAGAAUGCACGUUGUGUUUGUCUGGUUUUGAUCUUAUCAAGAGAAACAAAGUUGAUGCUUUAUGAUGCUAAUAGGGUUGCCUUAUUUCCGGUCACAGAUACCGAAAGUCAGUGGAAGAAUUACAGAAGAACUCAGAUAAGAAAGUUGCCCUGUUGACCAAUGCUACCAAGAAGGCAGAG
Messenger RNA from Porites lobata, 3538 nucleotides. Lineage: Eukaryota; Metazoa; Cnidaria; Anthozoa; Scleractinia; Poritidae. The record is from the annotation of a GenBank genome assembly.